This is a messenger RNA of Fonsecaea monophora, 1494 nucleotides long. RefSeq lists its product as hypothetical. The transcript has a single exon. The coding region runs from base 1 to 1494 and encodes 497 amino acids. The record is from RefSeq and is a predicted model, not a curated record. NCBI's taxonomy places the organism in Eukaryota, Fungi, Ascomycota, Eurotiomycetes, Chaetothyriales, Herpotrichiellaceae.
AUGUCGGAGCAAGCAGCCAUUUCGGGAGAGAAUGCGAGAAAUCCAGCAGAGCUACUCUCGCAGAGUGCUAACUCUUCAUUGUCGACUAUGAACCCUGCUGGUUCAAGUUACGGCUCGGCUCCCGAAUCCAAACCGCCUCAACUCGAGGAAGCCUCCCCAUUCGAACCUACCGGACUGAGCCGAAUCUCGAAGUCGCAAUACAUAGCAGACGCAUCCGACACCGAUAUCAUCAUGACCGAAUAUUCCGUUAUUCCACCUACCAUGGUGCCGUCAGAAAGCUCGGCUGGUGCUGCUGCAUCUGAUCUCCAACCUCAAGCCAGAGAGAUGAUGGAAACAGAAGACAAUAACAUUACGCAGAGUUUCACCCGCAAACAAGAUUCUCCCAAGCACAGCCUGGGUCAAAACCCGCACCGUCUACCCCAAGUGCUACUGGACGAACGUCAUCCGAGACUCGAAAUUAAUUCGUUAUGUUUCGAUGAUGAGGGCCUAAUACCCCGGAUGUUCUGCUUUUUUGUCACCGAAUAUGGCGCUUCUGUUGGUGUUCUCAGACGCCUCGGAUACAUGGCAACGCUGCUUUUGACAUUGAAUUUCCAGAGCGAGGCGUAUCAGAUGUCACUUCGUAUUGUCGAUCAGAUCAAUCGACAAGCAUCGGUUCAGGGGGUUUCGCGUCAGCUUCUGCCGUUAUAUGUCAUAUCGUGUGCUCAAUGUGCUGGCUCAGUGGGCGAAAGAUUGGAAGCAAUGUCGCUUGUUCGACAGACAUAUAAUUGGCUGUCAAGGUGCCAUCGGUCUGGACAGCGCACCGGCCAACAGACUACGUCAUGUCUGGAGGUCCUCCUCCAAGUGGAGGAAGAUAACCCAGUGCAGCGAGAUAAGGUGACGGCCUACUGGCUCUUGAACACUGCGCUCUCCGAUUUCCAGCAAGACGACGAGCACUUUAUUUGGUCAGAAAUGUUGUCAUGCCACAGCUUUGACAGCGCCUUUCAUCUUCUCCGCGAGGACAGGGAUAUCUUGAACUUGAUGAAGAAUGCGAUUACCAAGAUAAAGAAGAGUCUACAAGCCUAUAGGAAAGAAAUCGAUGGGCUAUGGUGUGGCAACCUACGAGCCUUCGAAGACGAUCUCUACAUAGGCCGAGAAUUGGCACGCUUGGUUUUGGAGCCUCGUGUGUCACAAGAUGCUGGACAUCUCGAUGGUCUGGUCUCUCCUGAGAGCGCAGAAGAUUUUGGUAACUCAACACUUGUCUCUCAACUCCUGGAACCAGUCUUGUCGGUGAUGUGUGUUAUGAUCGGCAAGCAGGGGAGAAGAGAAUGGAUCGGUGACGGACAUUGGAGCGCCUCAACCACCAACUUCAAACUCUCAGCUAUGCUCAUGGAUGCGGCUCUGUCAAUCCAGCGAGCAGUAUGCCGUGGCCGGAAGGUUGAAGGUGGUGAUGUCCUUGAUGGUUUGAUAACGACCGACAGCUAUGAAGCUUCAUCGGCGCAUGUCUUCGCGAAUUAA